This is a messenger RNA of Struthio camelus australis, 1555 nucleotides long. The record is from RefSeq and is a predicted model, not a curated record. Lineage: Eukaryota; Metazoa; Chordata; Aves; Struthioniformes; Struthionidae.
CGUCACCGGCGCGGACCGCUCCGCGCCCAAGAGGUUUUGGGGCUGCAAGGCAAACCAAAUCCUUGUGCGUCUAGACCGCAUGACGCAGAUAUUUCCAGGGCAAGGCGGGCACUUGGGGUGGCCUGGAGCCAUUGCAAAGUGGGGGGAGGUACCCUUCUCUGGAGAUCACCGUGGGAGGUGACGCGGGGCCAGAUCCACCAUGGGUGCAGAGACACAUCGGUGGAGCAAGGCUGGCUUCACGUUGGCUGAAGGCUCCAGCCCCCUCACAAGCCUGUUUGAACCUCUUUAGAGCAUGAGGUGUCAGAGCCUGCUCAGUGGGGGACAGGUAGACAGGUCCUCCUGCCUGGUGAUGCUCACUGCGGAGCGGGGAGGACGGCCGGGAACGGGGGUCUGCCCUCAGCACCUCCAGCCUCACCUUUCUGCCUCUCCUCUGCCAGGUUUCCGGGAUGUCCACCUCCAAACUCUUAUAGGCUUUGGCUUCCUGAUGGCCUUCCUCAGCCGGUACGGCACGGGGAGCAUGGCUGUCAACUUCCUCGUCGCGGCGUUUGCCAUCCAGUGGGCCAUACUGAUCCAGGGUUUCUUCUACUCCUUCCUGAAUGGCAAGAUUUACAUGGAAGCGCAGAGCAUGGUCAAUGCUGAAUUCUGCGCUGGAGCCAUCCUGAUCUCAGUUGGAGCUGUUCUGGGCAGGGCAAACCCUCUCCAGAUGCUGUUGAUGACCCUGCUGGAAGUCAUCCUUUUUACUGUCAAUGAAUACAUCCUGCUUGACCUCAUGGGGGUAAGCGACAGCGGGGGCUCCUUGACCGUCCACACCUUUGGUGCUUAUUUUGGCUUGAUGGUUUCAAGGAACUUGCACCAGCCCCAUUCGGACAAGAGGAACCAGCAGCAGGACAUGGGGCACUAUCCAGAUGUCCUUGCUGCAGUUGGAACCAUCUACCUGUGGAUCUUCUGGCCUGGUUUCGCCUCGGCCACCACAGUCCGUACCAGCGCUGAGCCCUGGGCAGUGCUGAACUCCUACCUCGCGCUGGCAGCAAGCACCCUGGCCACCUUCGUCAUCUCCCCUCUCCUCCAUGAGGAAGGCACGCUGCAGAUGACCCAGGUUCAAGAUGCCACCUUAGCCAGCGUGGCCAUGAUGGGCAUGGCGGGGGAGAUGCUGCUCGCUCCUUUCGGGGCCCUCAUCACGGGGUUUCUGGCCGGCCUGAUCUCCCCACUCGGCUUCACAUUCCUCACGCCCGUCCUGUGCUCCAGGCUGAAAAUCCAGGACACGUGCGGAGUUCACAACGUCCAUGGCAUGCCGGGGAUCCUGGGUGCCUUGCUGGGGACGCUGCUCACGGCACUGGCCACCGCUGAUGCUUACGGCAACAGGAUGGAGCUCGUUUUCCCGCACGUAGCUGACGGGAGCCGAUCAGCCACCUACCAGGCAGUCUGCCAGCUCUGCGCGCUGCCCGUCACCCUGCUGCUCGUGGUGCUCGGAGGGAGCGUGGCGGGAGCCAUCCUGAAAAUGAAGAGGCUGGGAUCUUCCCUGGACAUGCCGAACUGGGAAAAUGAGAUGCACUGA